Messenger RNA from Hippocampus comes (tiger tail seahorse), 2713 nucleotides. Its product is annotated as ras-related protein Rab-18. The record is from RefSeq and is a predicted model, not a curated record. Lineage: Eukaryota; Metazoa; Chordata; Actinopteri; Syngnathiformes; Syngnathidae. Gene Ontology annotation, molecular function: GTPase activity; GTP binding. The coding region runs from base 165 to 779 and encodes 204 amino acids. The transcript has 7 exons.
AUCGACGUCUUACCGGAAACGGUUGGACUGCAGGCCACCAAAAGCAAUGCUGUCAAACUCAGCCCACCCGAAGCAGUAAACAGGAAUGCUAGCUGUUAGGAAUCCUUGUUUAAACGGUCGUUGGAGUUGUUCUGUUUAGAGGGACAGUUUGCCUAUCCGAGGCAAUGGAAGACGACAUUCUGACAACGUUGAAAAUACUAAUCAUUGGAGAAAGUGGUGUCGGGAAGUCCAGCCUCCUCCUACGAUUCACAGAUGACACAUUUGACCCAGAGCAAACUGCCACAAUAGGUGUUGACUUCAAAGUGAAGACCAUCAGUGUAGAUGGUAACAAGGCAAAGCUGGCAAUAUGGGACACUGCUGGACAGGAGCGUUUCAGAACCCUGACACCUAGUUACUACCGCGGUGCGCAAGGAGUCAUCCUAGUGUAUGAUGUCACGAGGCGAGAGACUUUUACCAAACUGGAAAACUGGCUCAAUGAACUGGAGACAUACUGUACAAGGAAUGAUCUUGUGAAAAUGCUUGUUGGAAACAAAAUAGAUAAGGAAAACCACGAGCUAGACAGGGCCGAAGGACUGAAGUUUGCAAGAAAACAUUCCAUGCUUUUUAUAGAGGCGAGUGCAAAGACCCGGGAUGGCGUUCAGUGUGCAUUUGAGGAGCUGGUGGAGAAGAUCAUCCAGAGUCCGGGAUUAUGGCAGAGCGAGAGCCACGGCAGAUCAGUGCAGCUCACCGACGAGGACGCGGGAGGUGGCAGCUGCGGUGGAUACUGCUCGCUACUCUAGACAACGCCCGCAUACACGCAAAGCAAGUUUCUGACAUAGAGGUGGGAAUACCCGACGCACUCCGACGCAAACCUCUGCUUCCGUCCCCUGCUUCUGUCCUCCUCCUCCUCCCAUCACUUGUUGUGUAGUUGAUAGCCGAGUACCCGGACGGUGGGCUGGAUCGUCCACCCCGCCUGUGUUCACACAGGCGUUACUAUUUGCACAUGUUCUUUUAUAAAGGUGCGCAUGAAAUGCAAAAGCCGCUCAGCCUUGAUCUCAUCGUAGGAUGUGUCCUGUGUUCGGCUUGCCUCUUUUUGUGGAGUUGCAGGACUUUGUGAUGAAUCACCAUUUGUCAGUUUACUCUCUGCAACUCUUUUUUUUUUUUUUUUCUUCACUCUCAAAAGGAGGCAAGUCUGCUCAAUGAGACCAAAGUGUGUCAUAACCUGGUGUUCCGAAAUAGGAUCACGGAAUUAUAUGAACCAAGUGUAUUUUUUUUGUUGUUGUUGAAGGAAUAUGUUGAGCUGGCUUAUCUGAAUCGGAGCAGGUACAGAUGCUUUGUUGUAGAGACAAAAGGAUUGGGACACCAGACUGUUACACUUGGACAAAGUGGGAAUGGAAGAAAGUACACAUCUUUCCUUACGAAAACAACUUUCAAUCCUUUUAAUGGGGUGCGGCCAGGUCUCUCAAGUGCUUCGACACCAAACCCAUUCGGUCUCAAGGACCUUCCUUUGUGCACUGGACCUCCAGUCGUGCUGGAACACAAAUGGCCCUCCUUCAAACACAAAGUUGGAAGUAUAUCAUUGUUCAACUGAAAGUAAAGCAAGCUCGCUAGUCCCUGAUUGAGAUAAAAGGAGGUGUCCCAAGACUUUUGUCCAGAGUAUAUGAUAUAGUCUACACGACACUUUGCUUCUGCAAAUGUUCUGUAAUGCCAAACCAUCUUAAAGUCCCUCGCAACUGCCUCAUUUGCUCAGAAUAUAAUCGACUUAGCAAGUGUUUUGGAUGACAUUUUACCACUUUUAUUGACUUUGACUUAUAAAGCUCUGGUUUAGUUUUUAUUUUUUGGACAUGAAUGGAUGAAUCAAAUGGAUCGGCACCAGCAAAAAGCUUUCCACCCAACACCGAAGAGGGGAACGCCUCUCGUCCAUGUGGCACUUGAAUAGAGUGCGAGACUCUCUGGCGCUCCCUCAUUCCGACAGAUAAUAUCAGUGAUAUCACUAACUGCACUGUUUUGUGUCACGAUGAAGGAAAAGUGUUCAAUAUGAAACAGUGCGGCAAGUGUUGCCGACAUGUGGAGAGUCAAAGAAGGCUGUGCUCAGCGCUGCCACAUUCUGCUAAUGGUUUUAACAGUCGUGCUGGUGUUGAAUCUGGGAAAUGUACAGUAGCUCGCUCGGAGUGUCCGAUCUUUUAAUACAGGGAUUGUGAAAGUGACAUGAAUAGCACACUACAAUGUCUAAUCACAAAUGGGAUUUUUCAUUUUUUACCUGCAUGCGGAACUGCCUUGCCUUUUUUUUUUUUUAUGUGUAGCCCUGUCUUGUCAACUUAGAUUUAGCUCAUAAUAAAACCGCAAAUAGGUUUUAACAAUGCAGUGUUGUUGAACACAAAAUUCUAUUGUUACAUGAGUGCAUACUAUUAUGUCUGCCAUUGUUUUUCUGUUGAGAUACAUGAGUGCAUACUAUUAUUACAUGAGUGCAUACUAUUAUGUCUGCCAUUUUUUUUCUGUUGAGAUAUAUGAAAUAUUCUUCUGUACAUUUUGUGUAGUUUAGCAAUUGAUGGGAUCAUUCCUAAGUUGUAAAGCUGAAUGUACUGCCUACAUAUUCACUACAGACUGCCCUAUCUAUUCAAAUGUGUUUUUCUUUUAUUUUUUUCUCUUUUUGAAGUAAAAGUGUCGCCGUGACUUAAACACACUUCAGAUUAUGUCGAGGCGCUUGUUAAAUCAAUAAACAACCUGGAACAGG